UUUUGUAAGACAGCGGAGCGGCGCGCAGCGCGAUCCUCCUCAGACCUGCAGUUGUGUUCUUGUGCAAUGGACGGCCGCCUAGACGCCACUGAGUUGUACCCUCUGGGAUCCGGCUACGUCCCUGAAAUCGACAGUGUCCAUGACAUAUCAGUUGGCACAAAGAGGGGAUCCGACGAACUCUUUACUUCCUGCAUAACCAACGGACCCUAUAUCAUGAACUCAGCCAAUGGCAACGACAGCAAAAAAUUCAAAGGUGAUGUCCGCAGUCCUGGUGUACCAUCACGUGUGGUCCAUGUACGUAAGCUGCCCAACGACAUCAAUGAGGCUGAAGUAAUAAGCCUGGGACUGCCUUUUGGAAAGGUCACUAAUCUGCUCAUGUUGAAAGGGAAAAACCAGGCCUUCUUGGAGUUUGGCAGUGAGGAGUGUGCACAGACGAUGGUGAGCUACUACUCUUCUGUGACUCCCGUCAUCAGAAACCACCCCAUUUACAUGCAAUAUUCAACUCAUAAAGAGCUCAAGACGGAUAACUCCCCCAACCAAGUGCGUGCCCAGGCAGCUCUGCAGGCAGUCAAUGCUCUACAUGGGGGUGGGAUAGGAAACAUGGCCAUCGCUGCAGAUGCUGGUAGCAUGGGAGGACCAGCAUCAUCCCAAAGCCCUGUACUCAGAGUCAUCGUGGAAAACCUCUUCUAUCCUGUCACUCUGGAUGUUCUACACCAGAUUUUUUCUAAGUUUGGUACCGUGCUGAAAAUCAUCACUUUCACCAAGAACAACCAGUUUCAGGCUCUAAUCCAGUAUGCUGAUGCCAUGACAGCUCAGCACUCUAAACUGUCUUUGGAUGGCCAGAACAUCUACAAUGCUUGCUGUACCCUGAGAAUCAGCUUCUCCAAGCUCACCAGCCUCAACGUCAAAUACAACAACGACAAGAGCAGGGACUACACCCGCCCGGAUCUUCCUACUACAGAUUCACAGCACUCCCUUGACCAGCAGGCCAUGGCAGCUGCUGCAUUUGCCGCACCAGGAAUAAUUUCAGCCUCUCCUUAUGGUGGAGCUCAUGCCUUUCCCCCAGCCUUCACUAUCCAGCAGGCAGCUGGUCUGUCCAUGCCUGGUAUUCCCAGCGCUCUUGCAUCUCUUGGUGUGGGCCACAGCGGCAUGGCGGCUGCUGCAGCUGCAGCAGCGGCCAGCCGCCUUGGCUUAUCAGGGCUCACUGCCACUGGUGGACACAAUGUCAUGUUGGUCAGCAAUUUGAACCCUGAGAGCGUUACGCCACACUGCCUCUUUAUUCUUUUCGGUGUGUAUGGCGAUGUGAUGAGAGUGAAGAUCCUGUUCAAUAAAAAGGAGAACGCUUUAGUCCAGAUGUCUGAUGGCACACAGGCUCAACUAGCAAUGAGCCACUUGAAUGGCCAGCGUCUCCAUGGCAGAGCCAUGCGUGUGACGUUGUCCAAACACACAACAGUCCAGCUGCCGCGGGAGGGUCACGAGGACCAGGGACUCACAAAGGAUUACAGCAACUCUCCGCUGCAUCGUUUCAAGAAGCCUGGCUCCAAAAAUUACUCCAACAUCUUCCCACCUUCUGCAACGCUCCACCUCUCAAACAUACCGCCUUCGGUGGUGGAGGAUGAUCUCAGGAGACUAUUUGGCAGCUCAGGAGCCACAGUCAAAGCCUUUAAGUUCUUUCAAAAGGACAGAAAGAUGGCCCUGAUCCAGAUGGGCUCAGUCGAGGAGGCAAUCGAGUCCCUCAUUGAGUUCCACAACCAUGAUCUGGGGGAGAACCAUCACCUUCGAGUGUCUUUCUCAAAGUCCACCAUCUGAGUGCCUUUCCUUCCACCCUCCAAGCCUGUUACCAUCUGAAUGCUACGACUCUCAAGGUCGCCUUCAGUGGAUAAGGCCUUCAUAACAAAUUUAUAGUGAUGUUUUGUUUUGGUUCUGCUUUUGGAGAAUGUUGCUCUUUUAAUUCCUCCCACAAGUUGUCAUUUUUGGGGUUUGGGCAGCAAAUAAAUCAUACUGCCUUUUAUUUUGGUUCUUAUUACCAGUUCCAACUCCUGAGCCACCGAUAUUUCUUUGGAAAAAAAUAUUUCUUUGAUUUAUACUGUUGCAUUUGGCAUCAAAAACAAGGUAAUUUGAAUUAAGAUACAGACGAAUGUGAUUGUUCUUCAUCGGCAAGAACAGAGUGGCUCCUUUACAUCUUAAAGUUUAGCGAGACAUUCUUGCGUUAGUUUUUUUUCCCUUUACAGCCACGUAAAAGUAUGCUGCAUUUCUGUGUUCUGCAGUAAACGGGAUGCAGUUUGUCUGUUUUCUCUGUUGAACUUGUCUGCUUCUACAAGGGCCAGGUCCUGCUCGUAAGAAUGUAAACACUGUCUCAGCUGCUGCACCGACUAACUGUUGAUACAAACAACUUUCUCAGGAAUCGGCAAACAAAAAAAACCCUUUUCUUAUCAAACCUGGCUCAGGAAAGGUUGUUGGCAAUCAAAACUUAUUCUCACUUUGUCCUGGUCGAGUUUCGUGGCUACUUGCGGGGGGAAAUGAGCAACAUUCUUCAAAUAAAUAUGUUGUAAUGGAGGUUGAGUAGUGGCAGCUGAUGAACUGUCCCUUAGACCAAAAUGCUUAAACAACCUCCUUCACAGAUGUACGUGAAUGAAUUGUAACCGCACCAGACACACUUGAGCAUUCCUAUACUUUUUGUAGUUGUGUGGAUAUACCCGUGUCUGUGCCUUUCUUUCUUUUAAAAAUUGUUUUUUUAGUUUUAUUUUGAAAGCCACUUUGAUCCCGUAUGGCCAGUUAAAACGGUUUAAGACGAAGGAUUUAAUUUUGGCUCAGACUAUCACCAACGCAUUUUAUCUCAUGACUGCCCGCCGUUUUGUUUUUUUAUUUCUGGGGAUCCAUACCACUAUCAGAAGUUAUUCACAUGUAAUUCUUCCACAUCUUGAUCUACAGUCUUACGCCUUACUUUGCAUCCACCACAUUGCUUUGCCUUGAUUUGGAAACAACACUGCUCCUAAAUGCCUUCUUUCUUUUUUGUGCAUUUACCAGCGUUGUUGACGGGAGCGGGAAAGUCGUUCAUUAAAUCUUCCGUUUCUUCUUAUCCACAUGUUUAUCUUUGAACGCAUAUAGCCCAAUUAUUUGUAUCUAGAAACUGACUGCAAGUCAGUUAGAAGCUUAAUCUUUUCUAGGUGAUGUAGCUCUUAGGUGUGUCGUUGCAGGCGUAGAGCUGUAUUCAGCCUUCCUGUCUUACAGUCCCACGUCACUUCCAUCAAGUCCUUUGGGGACGGCGACGUUUGAGGCCUCAUUUAACCAUAUUAUGCUCAUCUAUAUGUGUAUGACUAUAUAUUCAUUAAUUUUUUUCCUUUUCAAUGUUAGUUCAUGUGUAUUUUUUUCUAAACUUAACUGACGCCCGUUUGUAGCGGCUGACUUAGUGCCUUGAUUUUUUGGCUUUUUAAUCUGAGGCUGUAACAAGCCUGGUCAGUUGACUUUGUUUACCCCUCUUUCGGGUUUUUUUUUUUGUUUGUUUUGAAUCUACCUGUUUGAAAAGAUGCCUUUACCCCUUCAUAUUCAGGUAAAGCCACCUGCAAGAGGGCAGCUUGGAGGCAUUUGUCAGUUGAUGGUAAUAACAGUCUCGGACUGUGUUUAAAAACCCAGCAUUUUCUUUCCUUAAAUUCAGGAAGCCACAGUUGGAGGGCGGGACCGCCCUCGCGGUGUUAGUGCACUUUUCCUCGAUAAGUCGGAGUCGGCGCCAUCACGCUGAAGUCUUAAAUGUUGACACAUUCUCGCGUGCUUCAAGCACCAGUUUCCUCAAACUACACACCACUGUAGUCUCGGACCAGUUACAGAUGUACUCUGUCUCUAUUUUUGUAAAAGAUUUCUUAUGCAUGACUUAACGAAGCUUCAUGUAGCUGCAGACGGUUAUUGCUGUUAAGGACCAAAGUUUGUUCUACCCCUGCUGUUGUGUAGUGAUUCAGUUUCAUAAGGAUUUGUUUUCACAUUCCUGCUGUUCAACAAAAACAACACAAAAAAAAAACAAACCAUGAGGCUUUUGUACUCUGGGUUCCUGCUCCUCGGAUGCCCGGGACAUGUCUUGUGAAGUUGAAAUGCUUUUGAGUAACAACAUAUACUGUAUAUUGUAUCCCGUCUUUUGUUUCACUUUAUAAAGAGCCUAUAUUGGUAGAAGUUGCUUUAGAACAGAUGCUUAUUGAACACAGUCCUAGCUGUGAUGUCGACAGUGUAGGAGGUUAUACGCCUUUCCAUUGUGUUAAAAAGCUUUUAUUUUUCUUUUUUUUUUCUUUUUAUAUGGGGGCGGGGUGGGGAUAUUGUAUGAAGCGGGGUUGAUGGUUGUAUAUAUUCAUGUUUUUGUACCACAAAAUAAUUUGGAUUAUAUCCACUUUACGUUCAAAACAUGUAUAUUUUGAUAAGCAGUACAGACAUAUAAAGCUCUCCUGAGCUGUAAAAUAGAAAAACAAUCUUUUGUAACACAAAUACAUUAAACCAAUCUGAACACAGAAGUGUCUCUGUAUGUGCCCCCCCCACCCCACACCCCCCUUUGCCAUUCUGAACUUGUCUUUUGCAUCUUCUGCUGCCUUCAAUAAAUCUUUAGUUUAUUCCUUCUUU
Cololabis saira (Pacific saury) is the source of this 4599-nucleotide messenger RNA. RefSeq names its product polypyrimidine tract binding protein 1a (gene ptbp1a). The record is from RefSeq and is a predicted model, not a curated record. Gene Ontology annotation, biological process: mRNA processing; regulation of RNA splicing; regulation of cell differentiation. The transcript is spliced from 16 exons. The coding region runs from base 67 to 1809 and encodes 580 amino acids. Gene Ontology annotation, cellular component: nucleus. Gene Ontology annotation, molecular function: mRNA binding. Lineage: Eukaryota; Metazoa; Chordata; Actinopteri; Beloniformes; Belonidae.